This is a messenger RNA of Pygocentrus nattereri (red-bellied piranha), 6651 nucleotides long. Its product is annotated as probable phospholipid-transporting ATPase IF. The record is from RefSeq and is a predicted model, not a curated record. Gene Ontology annotation, cellular component: trans-Golgi network; recycling endosome; endoplasmic reticulum. NCBI's taxonomy places the organism in Eukaryota, Metazoa, Chordata, Actinopteri, Characiformes, Serrasalmidae. The coding region runs from base 260 to 3706 and encodes 1148 amino acids. Gene Ontology annotation, molecular function: ATP binding; ATP hydrolysis activity; ATPase-coupled intramembrane lipid carrier activity. Gene Ontology annotation, biological process: phospholipid translocation. The transcript is spliced from 32 exons.
GGUCUCAGUAGUGGGUUUGUUGCGAACGCCUGUCGUUUCAACAUCAUUCAAUGUUCAUGAAGGAGCCGGCCCGCUCGGCCGCAGCGGACAGGCAGGAGCUCGGCGUCUGACUUUUGUAAAGCUUUCAGGAGGCCACGAUGUCCUUUUGAGUCCGCCGCUGAAGGAAUGUGAGGAGAAACAUUAAUGUUUUGGCGGAAAGGCGAGCUGGCUAACUUAGCAUUAGCCAGUUAGCACUAGCUAGCUGCUAACCGCGUUAAGGAUGCUACGGUGGAUCCGGCAACAGCUGGGCUUUGACCCUCCGCAUCAAAGCGACACCAGAACAGUUUACAUCGCAAACCGCUUCCCUCAGCACGGGCAUUAUAUCCCCCAGAGGUUUGCAGACAACAGAAUCAUCUCCUCAAAGUACACAAUAUGGAACUUCAUCCCGAAGAAUCUGUUCGAACAGUUCAGAAGAAUAGCCAACUUCUACUUCCUCAUCAUCUUCCUCGUCCAGUUAAUGAUAGACACGCCCACUUCCCCUGUGACCAGUGGACUUCCUCUGUUUUUCGUAAUUACAGUAACUGCUAUCAAACAGGGAUUUGAGGACUGGCUGAGACACAAGGCGGAUAAUGAAGUGAAUGGAGCUCCUGUGUUCGUGGUGCGGAGCGGCGGUUUGGUUCAGACGCGCUCCAAAAACAUAAGAGUGGGAGACAUAGUGCGAGUAGCCAAAGAUGAGACGUUCCCUGCCGAUCUGGUGCUGCUGUCGUCUGACCGGGCCGAGGGAACCUGCCACAUCACCACGGCCAGUUUGGACGGGGAGACCAACCUGAAGACUCACUAUGCAGUCCCAGAGACGGCUGUGUCCCAAUCUGUGUCCCAGCUGGAGGCUCUACAGGCCGUGGUGGAGUGCCAGCAGCCAGAAGCAGAUUUGUACAGGUUUGUUGGGAGAAUAACAGUCACACAGCAAGGGGAGGAGAUUGUGAGACCUCUAGGACCAGAAAACCUUCUGCUUCGAGGAGCAAGAUUGAAAAACACCAAAGAAAUAUUUGGUGUGGCCGUGUACACAGGCAUGGAAUCAAAGAUGGCUCUAAAUUACAAGUGCAAGUCCCAGAAGCGUUCAGCGGUGGAGAAGUCCAUGAAUACGUUUCUCAUCAUCUACUUGGGCAUCCUGCUUUUCGAGGCCAUCCUCAGCACCAUAUUAAAGUAUGCCUGGCAGGCGGAGAACAAGUGGGACGAGCCUUUCUACAAUGAGAAAACUGAGCAGGAACGCAACAGCAGCAAGAUUCUGAAGUUCAUCUCGGAUUUCUUGGCCUUCCUGGUUCUGUAUAACUUCAUCAUCCCCAUUUCCCUCUACGUUACUGUGGAGAUGCAAAAGUUCCUGGGCUCGUUCUUCAUUGGCUGGGACCUGGACUUGUACCAUGAGGAGAGUGACCAAAGAGCCCAGGUCAACACCUCGGACCUUAAUGAGGAGCUGGGUCAGGUGGAGUACGUUUUUACUGACAAAACAGGCACUUUGACUGAGAACGAGAUGCAGUUCCGGGAAUGCUCCAUCAACGGCAUCAAAUAUCAGGAGAUCAACGGCAAGCUCGUCCCAGAGGGAAUGACAGACGACACACCAGACGCUGCUGUUCCUCGGCUGAGCAGAGAAGAGGAGCUGUUCCUGAAAGCCGUGUCUCUGUGCCACACAGUGCAGAUCAGCUAUGACCAGACAGACGGCCCGGGGGAGCCCUUCUCCCACGCCAAUGGAUUCACCACUCAGAUGGAGUAUUACGCCUCCUCUCCUGACGAAAAGGCCCUGGUGGAAGCCACCAAGAGGAUGGGAGUGACAUUCACAGGAAGCAACGGUGAAGUCAUGGAGAUCAGAACCUUUGGGAAAUCGGAAAAAUACAAACUCCUCCAUGUGCUGGAGUUUGAUCCAAAUCGAAGGCGAAUGAGUGUAAUACUGCAGACUCCAUCAGGACAGAAGAUAUUAUUCACUAAAGGAGCUGAGUCUGCAAUUCUUCCCUACACAAAGAGUGGAGAGAUAGAGAAAACGAGGGUGCAUGUGGAUGAGUUUGCUUUGAAAGGUCUGCGGACGCUGGUGGUGGCCUACAGGCUCUUCAGCGCAGAGGAGUAUAAGGAGGUGGAGCGGCGGAUCCACGAGGCUCGCACGGCGCUGCAGCAGAGAGAGGAGCGGCUGGCCGAGACUUUCAGCUUCAUCGAGAAAGACCUGGAGCUGCUGGGAGCCACCGGCGUGGAAGACAAGCUGCAGGAGAAGGUCCAGGAGACGAUUGAGGCUCUGCGGCUGGCUGGGAUUAAGGUGUGGGUGCUGACGGGCGAUAAACAUGAAACAGCGGUCAGUGUGAGUUUAUCCUGUGGUCAUUUUCACCGAACCAUGAACAUCCUGGAGCUCGUACAGCAGAAAUCUGACCACGAGUGUGCAGAACAGCUCCGGAGACUCGCACGCAGGAUCAAAGAGGACCAUGUGAUUCAGCAUGGCUUGGUGGUGGAUGGAGCGAGCUUGUCUCUGGCUCUGCGGGAGCACGAGAAGCUCUUCAUGGAAGUGUGUAAGAACUGCUCAGCCGUGCUCUGCUGCAGGAUGGCACCCUUACAGAAAGCAAAGGUGGUGCGUUUGCUGAAGACUUCUCCAGAAAAACCCAUUACAUUAGCCAUUGGGGACGGAGCCAAUGAUGUCAGUAUGAUCCAGGAGGCCCAUGUGGGUAUAGGUAUCAUGGGAAAAGAAGGAAGACAAGCUGUGCGAAACAGUGACUAUGCAAUCGCAAGGUUCAAGUUCCUUGCCAAAUUACUGCUCGUCCACGGCCACUUCUACUACGUUCGAAUAGCAACACUCGUCCAGUACUUUUUCUACAAGAAUGUGUGCUUUAUCACACCCCAGUUUUUAUACCAGUUCUUCUGUCUGUUUUCACAGCAAACGCUCUAUGACAGCGUGUAUCUGACGCUGUACAACAUCUGCUUCACCUCCCUGCCCAUCCUGGUGUACAGUCUCUUCGAGCAGCUGGUCCAUCCACAUGUGCUGCAGAGCAAACCAGCACUUUACAGAGAUAUCAGUAAGAACUCAGUGCUCUCCUUCAAAACCUUUUUAUAUUGGACGAUCCUGGGCUUCUGCCACGCCUUCAUAUUCUUCUUCGGCUCCUACAUGCUGAUGGGAGAGGACACCUCGCUGAUGGGAAACGGACAGAUUUUGCGAGCUAACAGGCAGCUGAUGUUUGGAAACUGGACUUUUGGCACUUUAGUAUUCACCGUGAUGGUCAUUACAGUAACCUUAAAGCUGGCCCUGGAGACGCACUUCUGGACAUGGAUAAAUCACUUUGUCACGUGGGGAUCCAUCGCCUUCUACUUCAUCUUCUCCUUGUUUUACGGCGGCAUCAUCUGGCCGUUCCUGCACACGCAGGACAUGUACUUCGUCUUCGUCCAGUUGCUGUCCAGCGGCUCGGCCUGGUUCGCCAUCAUCAUCAUCAUCAUCACCUGCCUGUUCCCCGACGUCAUUAAGAAAGUGUUCUAUAGGCACUUGCAGCCCACCAGCACGCAGAAGUCUCAGAUGUACUCCAACCGUGUCGCUAUAGGUGACGACUUCAUCGCUCUGCAGCCGCUGUCCAGAGCCAAGAAUCAGCUGGGCAAGAUUAGUUUAUUGAGGCCUAUGCGGGGGUCAGCUGUAUGGACUCAGUGUGCUGUUUCCCGGAGGGCCGUGGUGGCUGUUCCAGGCUGGCCGCGCUGCUGGAGCGACUGAUAGGCCGCUGUGACCCCCGCGCCGCCAGAUCGUGGAGCGACUCGGACCCUUUCUACUCCAACGACCGCAGCAUCCUGACGCUUUCACCUGUGGAAGCCACUCACUGCUAGCUCAGCUUCAUCCCUCCAUUCCCAAAGAGGAGCUUCUCUCUAACUGGAGCUAACCCGACCCGCCCUGCCCUCACAGCCAGAGCCUGACCGCCCCAGGGCCAGGCGGUCACACUGUGAGACCAGGAGGUCCGCGGUUUCACCCUCCCGACUUUUAUGCACCUGAAGCUCUUCUGCUUUUGCACCAUGGACCCUUUCCUUCAUUCCUGAGGAAACCAGCGGUCCGUCUGGAGCCAUAUUCACCCUCUUAUUACCUGAUUUUUCAAGGUACGGAAGGCAGAGCAGUGUAGCUUUAGCUAACUUUGAAGAAAACGUGUCCUCGGAGACGCCCACCCGUCUCGCACUCAGCCAUGAAGUGAGGACGUCUCUCUAGCGCCUCCCCAAGGAGAAACUGACAUGAGCUUCGGCUUCACUGACUGUAACCUUCGCCUGCCUGUAGCUCUCGUUCCUCUCGCACACUGAAAGCUUUAAUUCUCAUAUCCAUCGCCAUCUCUCCACUAACGCAGCGCUGCCGUUCUUUUGUUCCAUUCGUUUGUUGUUACUAACCAUUUGUUGACUUUUUCUUGUUGUGUGUGUUUUUGUUUGUUCGCUCAUCUCCCCGAGGGAGGCUGUGGCCUGCAUGCGGUCCUGCAGCUCUCCUCAGCUUUUUAGAGGCCUUUUUUUGGGUUCCUUUGACUGGAAGUCCUCCCCCAGCUGCACGGGGGCCGGAUGAGCGUCACUGAGACAACCGUUUUAAACUUGCUUCACUCUGCUUAGAUGCAUGCUCCAUUUGCAGUAGACAUAACCGAUAACCCUCUACACGUGGCUACAGAGAGCUGGACCUGUGAAGACCCUCUUCUGAGGGGGGUUUAUGAUGUAUUGCACUUUCUCCGUGUGAGAUUUCUGAUCUCAGAUAUUCAGUAUGUUGUCACUGUCCUGUCAAAACCAGAAACUCUUCAAUUUUUCCGUUUAAAAGUGUCAGCUGUCACCCCAUUUACCCCAAUUACCCCAUAACUCGGUGUGUGAGGUGUAACCACAGAGGUUCAGAGGGUUUGGUGUGAAACGGUUCAGACGUCUUUACAGUGGUGAUGGGAACCAGACGUCGCCAUGACUACAACACAGAUAUUUAUAAGUAUUUAAUUUUUUUAAUAUGCUGUCUUUGGGGACUAUGUUGCCUCGUGGCACCCCGCAUGUCUCCCUCCAAAAGAAAUGGAUUUAAAAAAAUACACAUUUUAAACCUUAAUCUUCUGAAAACUCUCAUAAAACAGCGUCUCAGUCAUCUGGCAGUGAAUCCAGGAGCAUCUCAUGUAGGAACUUUCUGUAGGAGCUUUUAGAGGGACGUCUGGUUCCCAUCACCACCACUGUGAAAAGCUCUGACUCAGUAAGAUUAUCUAGAACGGAGCGUUUCACACCGAACCGCUCAGAACCGCUCAGUUUACGUCUCAACCACUGAAGUAAACAUACAUUUUUUGAAAAAUUGGUUAAAAGUUAAAAGUUAGCAACCCUAACCCUCAUAAUGGUGAAUUUAAAGAAAGACGAAAAACCUUCAGAACUUUAAGGUACAUUAACUUUAUUAUUGGUAUUUUUUGGAUCCUUUCUGUUGAUCCAUUAUGAAAACGCUUAUGUAAAAAAUCGAAAUGUUCAAGUAGCGGAAAAACGAAACGGCGGAGGUUUUGAUCCGACAGCGAUGAUAUUCCAUCCAUUCAUAUGGAGACGUCUACAAUGAGCCUGUCCACACAUACGGAGCCAGUGAAGCGUCUGAGCGAGUCACAGAAGGACACUUUAUUUGAAAUGCGUUAAAGGAAAAACGGUUCAGAAGUGUUUGUUUGUUUGUUUAUUCCUUUCUUAUUUUCAUAGGAAGAAAGUUACAUUUGCAUAUCAGACGAGGAAUUGUAAUUAUUUUUCUACCGGGUGCGUCUCUUCACUCCGUCUCGCUCUUCUGUUGUUGUUGAAUUUGUCAUUUUUCACAUCGGCGCGCGGACCGCAGACCUGUUACCCCAAAUGACAAAUGAAAACGUUCUCUAUGAGGUUCUAUCAGUCGGUUAUGGUUCAUUAAAAAAAUUAAAAAUUUUAAAAAAAAGUUUUUUGUUGUUUUUGUGAAGACAGUCGCUGGCUGUUCUGCUAUAGAGUAAAAAAAAGAUGGUUCCUCAAGGGUUCUUUAGUAAAGAAAAUGGUUCUGUAUAGAACCAUGAACACUCAAAGAACCCUUUGCAUGAUUAAAGAUUGAUGGAGAACGUGCUGUAGAUGGUUCUACAUAGAACCUUUUUAAAAAGGUUGAUUUAAUCAUACAAAGGUUUCUGUGAGUGUUUCUGGUUGUAAACACUAAAAGAACCCUUUGUACGAUUAAGUAAUGAAAAGGUUCUUCAGAAUGUGCUGAAUUGUUUUGAAGAGGGUUCCGUCUCACACACAAAAGGGUUCUUUAUUGUUACAAGCUUGAAAACCUUUUUAAAAAAGGUUCUGUAUAGAACAAUCUACAGCAUGUUCUGAGGAACCCUUUCAUGAUUUAAUCUUACAGAGGGUUCUUUGAGUGUUCAGGGUUCUAAAUGGAGCUUAUUUUCUUUACCAAAUAACCCUUGAAGAACCGUCUUUUUGAGCGUGUACGCUGGGGAUCAGCGUCCCGUGUAGCACCGCGGUCGGCCGUCUGUUCCUCAGAGAAACAUUAGCAAUAAGAAUCUCUCUGGACCGGCCCACGUCCAGUCCAGCUGUGAUGUCAGUUCAUCUUCUGUUUUAUUUCCAUCAAAACAAAAACAUGUUACUGUUACUGUAACUGUCCUCUCCUCACAGUGAAAGUGUUGAAUUGCUGAUGUUUAUGAAAAUUCUAUUUACAGAAUAAACAAGUUUUUAAAAAAACCAACAGAA